AUUCCAGUUUCAAGCAUGACUGGGUCUGCCUUAGCUGAUGUAAUAUUUGACAAUCUUGAAAAAUUCAAACUUAAUAUAAAUUUGAUACGUGGGCAAGGGUAUGAUGGAGCUCGUGCAAUGAGUGGGCAAUUCAAUGGGCUUCAAGCAUUUAUAAAAAAAAAUGCCCAACAGCUAUAUAUGUCCAUUGUGCUGCUCAUUCCCUCAACCUGGCAAUAUCUAAUGCAUGUUCUUUGCCAUUGAUAUCAAAUUGCUUAGGCAAAAUAUCUAGCAUCUAUGAAAUGUUUAGAUAUCCCAAGAGACAAAAUAUUUUGAACAGAAUUAUUUCUGAAACUCCUUGUCCAACAAGGAGGAAAAAAUUGCAAAAAGCUUGUCCAACAAGAUGGAGCCUUCGCCAUCAAGCUGUGACAUCUUUUAUGGAGUUAGAAGAACCAAUUAUUAACGCUCUUACCGAAAUAUCACAAUGGUCUGAGAGAGAUAUUUCUACAGAGGCUAGCAAAUUAUUAGAUUCCAUACUUAUACCAAAUUUUUUUUUCUCAUUACAAUGUCUUAAUAAAUUAUUUAAUUAUACUACAAUUUUAUGCAAUACUUUUCAAAAACUCGAUAUUGACUUGAUUGAGGUGAUGAGAAUAGCAGAGAGUAUUUUAAUAGAACUCAAUGAAAUUAGAGCUAAUGUUGAUGACGAAUUUCAUAUUUUAUAUGUUAUUGUUGAGUCAAAAGCACAACAAUAUGAGUUUAAUAUUUGUCUCCCUCGACUUGCAGCAAGGCAAGCUCAUCGUCCAAACAUUAAUAUCGGGUCAGUCGAAGAAUAUUAUAAAAUAAAUCUCUUUAUCCCUCUUUUAGAUACAUUUAUAACACAAAUAAACGAACGGUUUUUAAUUCAUAGGGCAGCACUUAGCAAUAUGCAGAUAUUAUUACCACAAAAACCCUCCCAACCUUUUUCAGAUGGUGAUAGAAAUAAAAUAAAAUAUUUGGCAAAUUUUUAUCAUGAAGAUAUUAAAGUAUCUUAUGAUGCCUUAUUGGCUGAAUGCCAACUAUGGUAUAAAAGAUUAACCAUGGUUGAUAUAGUCCCAAAAAAUGCUAUGGAUGCUUUGCAUCAAUUCAAACAUAUUUUAGAUUAUUUUCCUAAUAUAUUAAAAUUAUUAUAUAUAUUAGCAACUAUUCCCAUUAGUACUGCAACUAAUGAGAGAACCUUCUCUUCUUUGAGAAGAAUAAAAACCUACCUAAGAAGUACAACUUCUGAAAGUAGAUUGAAUGGUUUGGCCCUAUUGAAUAUUCAUAGGCAUUUGACGCCAAGCACGGAUGAGAUAAUUGAAAAAUUAGCUCUAUCCCAACGAAAAUUGGAUUAA
Gordionus sp. m RMFG-2023 is the source of this 1346-nucleotide messenger RNA. Its product is annotated as 52 kDa repressor of the inhibitor of the protein kinase-like. The transcript has 3 exons. The record is from RefSeq and is a predicted model, not a curated record. The coding region runs from base 279 to 1346 and encodes 355 amino acids. Gene Ontology annotation, molecular function: protein dimerization activity. Lineage: Eukaryota; Metazoa; Nematomorpha; Gordioida; Chordodea; Parachordodidae.